This is a messenger RNA of Notodromas monacha, 1647 nucleotides long. Lineage: Eukaryota; Metazoa; Arthropoda; Ostracoda; Podocopida; Cyprididae. The record is from the annotation of a GenBank genome assembly.
AUGUAUGGAGGUUUCCGAUUGACUCACUUGUUCGUGCAUCAGAACUCUUUCCAUCAACGCCUGUGGUCCAAUGAUGCAGCCCAGUCUCAUGCCCGCAGAAACGAUCUUGCUGAAACUAUCCAGCCUGAUCACGCGGUUGUCAACAUCCAUGGACAAGAAACUUGGAAAUCUAUCCUAAUGGAAAUGUUCAUUACCCCAGCAGUCGAGGUCAGAGCAUUUCCGAAAUCAAUCUUAGUUCCGUCUGUGAGUUCUAUCGUCACGUUCGAAAUUGGGAAUAAGGAGGCGUUUGGCAAUCCUCCAGCGAAAAACACUCCAUCUUUCGGUAAAGUCUCCAAGCAUUUCACUGUAAAACAAAGCCGGUUUCCUUCCUUAUUAGAAGAGGACGGAAUAGAAUUUUCUCCUUCCGCGAAAGAAAUUCAUCCUUCGGCAACUAGUUUCAGAUCGCCCGACAAAAUCACUGCAGGAACAGGAAACCCUUACAUAUACACAAGUAAGAAGCUAACUGAUCACGAGGAUGAGGACGCGAAAACGGAGUCGGAUGGGAGCAGAUCUGUUUCAACAAUGCGGUUCGUCCUUGUUUGGGGCAUCGGAUGUUACGUAACAUUUUCAGUCGUGGUUCAGAGAACCAAGUGUUUUCCUGAUCCGAUUACACCCGACUCAAAUUCGCUCAGAGAUCCCGAGGAUUAUGAAGAGAUGAUUGAGCUCAUCAUCAGCGAAAGGAGAGGAGAACAAGACCUUUUUUUGCGGAGAAAAUCUGAUGCAAAGAGUUGGGAUCAGCAAUUCGAAUCCAGUGAAGGAGAAUUCCAGGAGCGAGAAGAAACGUUUUAUUCAAAUAACCCAGAAAAAUCUGAGGUUCUGGAAGUUUCGAAUAUCUCUUCAACGUCCUCUGAGUCGUUCCAUUACACAUAUGCUGAAGAACCUUGUAGAUACUCAUUAUUCUCAUCUGAGCUGAGUGCAUUGGAAAAGUCCACAGAUUUGAAAGACGAUUUCAAGCCCAAUGGAACAGAAGAACCCUCCAUUUAUGACAACUUGGAAGACUUUGAAUACGGUGAAGUUGGGGCUGACAUAUUUGAUUCCAAACUCUCACCUUUUGAUGACAUUGCUGAGAUGACCGCAGCAGUUCAGCGCCACAAAUUGAUUAUCAUUAUGCUGAUGGACAUCCUGAUGAAUAUCAUCCAGUACAUCCAGUACAUCCCCAUCAUCCAGGACAUCCCCCUCAACCAGAACAUCCAGGACAUCCCCAUCAUCCAGAACAUCCAGAACAUCCCCAUCAUCCAGAACAUCCAGAACAUCCCCAUCAUCCAGGACAUCCCCCUCAUCCAGAACAUCCAGGACAUCCCCAUCAUCCAGAACAUCCCCAUCAUCCAGGACAUCCCCCUCAUCCAGAACAUCCAGGACAUCCCCAUCAUCCAGAACAUCCAGAACAUCCCCAUCCUGAACAUCAUCAGGAUUCCUUGUGGUACAUUGACGGCAGAUUUUUUGGAGAUUGGAGAACCUCCAGCGGGAGAAACUCCUUUCCUGACUGCAGAAAACCUUGAAAACCACAUGGCACCCUUCAUUGAAGAAAAGAACCACGAAUCACACUUUCGUCAGAUGCAGAAUGCGUCCCGUGAGAUUCAGCUUCAGAAUCAUCCCCUGUUUCGUUAG